UCGUCUGGAGGAGGAGAGUUCCAACGGGAACAAUGGCUCUAGCGAUCUUGGCAAGAGCAACAAUGGAUUUGGAUUCGGACCAUCACGAGAGUGUUCUUCCGAGAUCCAGGAAGUCGCGAACGAUCACUAUGCCCGCUCCAGCUCCGCUAGCUCCGAGCCAUCGUGUUCUUACACCUCCCAGCAAGAACAAGGCGACGAGCUCCGGGCGCUUCCAAACGGCGACUCGAGCGAUUCGAUCUUUCGGAAGAUUGGAAGAGACGAUGGGCUCAUCGACAGCAGGCGCUCCGACUUGUUCCCCAGAUUCCUUCCCAUCCGCGAGGAAGAAGAAGACGAGGAUCAGCCUGUGCCGCGAAUGGAAGAUCAGCUCGCGAGAGCGUCCAACGUUAACGUGGACAACAACUCCUCGUCCAGGAGCCUCAACGCUUCCGGACGAUCGUGGCGGAAGAACUCGAUCAGCUCUUGGGAUGGAGAGGGCGACUACUACGACGAUGACCUCGGCAGCGACGAGCCCUGGGACGAGGACGACAUUGACGACGAUCAAAGGGAGCGGCAGCAGCAGCACCGACCCGAGCCUCUCAUCGUUUGCCAGGGAUUGGAUCACGCAAACACCAUGGGAUUGAACAAGACGAACUGCCGGAUCAAGAGCCUCAUGGACUGGCUCAUCGCUUCCAUGAGCUCGCUCUUCCACCACAUUCCCGGGAGCUCUAGUUCUUCCUUGAGUGCUCCUUCCACUGCGACGAAAAGGUGGCGGAGGAGACCGCUGGUGCAAAUCUUUGGACCCAAGGCACAGAUCGAUCGGGGGCCGGCCGUGGCGUUCAAUCUCUACGAUCAAAAGGGUGCGCUGAUCCAGCCGACAUUGGUCCAAAAGCUGGCGGAUCGGAGCUCCAUCUCUCUCGGCUGCGGCGUGCUCUCAAAUCUCUUCCUGGAGGAGGUGUGUGUGACGAGUGGGAGUGAUAAGGAGAACAAUGGCGGAGCUUCGUCGGCCAAGGCGGCACCGAGGAAGAAGAGAUUGCUGGCGGAGAAGUGCUCGAGCGUGUUUUCGGAUCACUCAGGCGGUGGAGCACACUCCGGGAGCAUGAAGAAGCUGGCGGAUCUUCCAGUGCUCACUGCGACGCUGGGCCUCGUCUCCAACUUCGAGGACGUCCAUCGGCUGUGGACGUUUGCUGCGAAGUUCUUGGAGCCCGAGUUCCUGACGGGGGAGCUCUUGCGCUAUCAGUCGCUGAAUCAAUCGAUCGUCUCGAUCGACGAGCAAGGAGAUCAAGCAGCAGCGGAUCGAUCUUCGUGAAAAGUUUUCGGGAUCAUUCUUCCGGGAGAGCAUGACUUAAGCAAGCAAAGAAGAGGAUGGCACAGAAAGCCCAUGAAGAGGAUUAAGGAUGGAUCGAUCCUCUUCAUGUGUUUUUCUGGAUCUUCUUCUUGACUUCCUUAGCUUGCAUCGCUAUAUCAGUCAACGACCCGAGUUAGUUAACUUUUGGUCAACGUUAAUUUUGAAUUUGGUCAACAUUAAUUUUUA
Selaginella moellendorffii is the source of this 1510-nucleotide messenger RNA. RefSeq lists its product as uncharacterized. Lineage: Eukaryota; Viridiplantae; Streptophyta; Lycopodiopsida; Selaginellales; Selaginellaceae. The transcript is spliced from 2 exons. The record is from RefSeq and is a predicted model, not a curated record. The coding region runs from base 353 to 1285 and encodes 310 amino acids.